AGAGAGAGAGAGAGAGAGAGAGAGAGAGGGGAAAGAGAGGGGGAAAGAGGGGGAAAGAGUAAAAGUGAGAGAGGGAUGCCUCUUAUAAAGCCAAGUCCUGUCUCCAAGGGGAGAAUUUGCGAGCAGUGAAUCCGGGCUUCGGGUCAGAAACAGGAGCCCGUUUCAGGCCCAGUUGUGUCCUGUGACAACAAAGCAGACAUGUGGACGAGAGGCUGAGGCUCCGGGCUCCUAACUCUUCUCUGUACCGGUCAGUUAGGUCGCAAACCCUCCUGCAAGAUGACGUCUGCCACACCUCCCUCCUCUCGUAGCUCCUCCCCUCAGAAGGUUUGCCACUCGCAGACACAGACGGACGUUUUGAAACCUUUGCUGGGCGGCGUUUCCGGAGCGAGCGGGACUCUGAGGAAGAGGAGGCGUGUUCUGUCGAAGGAUGGGCGCAGCAACGUGCGGAUCGAGCACAUCACCGGGCGGAAUGCUCUGUACAUGCGUGACCUCUGGACGACGUUCCUGGACAUGCAGUGGCGCUACAAGUUCUUCGUGUUCACGGCGACCUUUGCAGGGACCUGGUUCCUGUUCGGGGUGCUGUGGUACCUGGUGGCACUGGUGCAUGGAGACCUGCUGGAGUUCGACCCUCCGUCGAACCACACACCCUGCGUGAUGCAGAUGCAGACCCUGACGGGAGCCUUCCUCUUCUCCCUGGAGUCCCAGACAACCAUUGGCUACGGCUUCCGCUGCAUCACUGAAGAAUGCCCAGCGGCCGUCAUCCUCCUCAUUAUCCAGCUGGUCCUCACCAUGCUGAUGGAGAUCUUCAUCACUGGAACCUUUCUGGCCAAGGUUGCUCGACCCAAAAAGCGAGGAGAGACGGUAAAGUUUAGCCAACAUGCUGUGGUGUCCACGCAUGAAGGUCGACCCUGCCUGAUGAUCCGAGUGGCCAACAUGCGCAAGAGCCUUCUGCUUGGGUGUCAGGUGAGUGGAAAACUGCUCCAGACGUCUCUGACCAAGGAGGGCGAGACGGUUCGUCUGGACCAGAGGAACGUCCCCUUCCAGGUGGACACAUCCAGUGACAGCCCCUUCCUCAUCCUGCCCCUCACCUUCUACCACAUCAUCGAUGACAACAGCCCCCUGCGGGCCUGGGCAGCCAAGGGUGGGGGCUGGACAGAUCCAGAACUGGCUGACUUUGAGCUGCUGGUGAUCAUGAGCGCCACGGUGGAGCCGACCUCCGCCACCUGCCAGGUCCGCACCUCCUACCUGCCCGACGAGAUCCUCUGGGGCUAUGAGUUCCCCCCCGUAGUCUCCCUGUCCCCAUCAGGUAAAUACGUAGCGGACUUUGCCUUCUUCGACAAAGUGGCCAAGACCAAGACCACGCCCAUCUUCAAACCAUCCAGCCCCCAGCACGAGUACCAGAGCAACGGGGGCGGGACUGUGCCCGACUUGUCCGAUCCAGAGAAGAUCCGUCUGGAGCAGAGCUACAGGGAGCGAGGGGAGGAGCGUGGCCGGGUCAGAGACACUCCUCUCAGUGUUCGCAUCAGCAAUGUGUGAACAGUCGACCGGAUGAGAAGGGAGAGACUGCGAGAAACUGCCAAGUUCAGUGUCAACAGCAAAUCACUGAAACAUCAUAUCAAAGCAGCUUUGGACUCUGGCUUCUUUAGACGUUUUGGAACUUGUAUCAGAGAGAGAUUUGGUUGCUCAGUAGCACCAAAACAUGCAGGAGGCUAGAGUGAACUGUCGACCACUGUAUGGUUUGUCAUACAUCUGCUGGGAUAAUACAACACUGUGUUGACUGUAUUCAUGUGAGGGCAUAACCCACUACCUAACAGCCACUACUACAUAUACUGAAUACACUGUUAAAGACGUAAUAGGUUGGAUUAUUUAUUAAAACAAAACAGGAAGUGUGCAAAACCUCCACUUACGCUAAUGCCCUAUGUUUAACUAUGUUAAAGAAAGAGAAGAACAUUUCUGGACCUGGCUGUUUACUCUGGAGACCCAGCAGCCAAGCAAAUACUUAUAAAUACUUAAAUACUUAUAAAUAUCAGUCCCCCACACAUGCCUGAUUUUUUCCCAGGAAUUAAUCUCGGGGAAAUCAACAAUAAUCACAAGGUAAAAAAUGCAUUCCUCGAUCGACUCCCUGAACUAGAGCUGCACCAAAAUUUAAUGGCUUCCGUCCUGUAGUCUUUGCAGGAUCUUAUUCAAGUACAAACAAACAGUCCAACAAAGGGACAGGGGUGGAAACAUAACCUCUUUGGCUGAGGUAAUAAAGCAAGACGAUACAAACGUGCAGAAUACAAACCUCCAACAUGGCCAACUCGCCAUGUUUAAGAAAUUCUGGAGCUGCUCCAAACUGCCCCACCUGGCCAAAAAUUUUUUGAAAAACGAGUAGAGUAGUUUUUUCCAGUGAUCCUGCUGGAAAACAAAACAGAAAAGUGCAGAGAAGAUGGAAAGGAUUGGUGAGUGUUUGGGUUUUUACCAAAUCACAAUGAGGAGACAUUGACUGUUUCUCUUCCAUUGUAUCAAGGGUAGGCAGGUGCGUCAGGGGGGUGGGUGUUAAAGUUUCUGUGAUAAAGUGAGCAGGAAACACCCACAGACACUUUGAAGAGUAAAAGCUCCAGCUAACACACACAAUACAAACACACCACUCUACACAAAACUAUAUUUAAAAAGGUCAAAUGAGCUCGAGCCUAGUUCUCUUCAUACAGUGAUAGAGAAAAGCCAGUAAUGGGGAAGGAAGCUACAUCUACAUCUCACCAACCCCCCCCCCAACCACAACUUCUUUUCAGUUUAUUUUUGUUUCCUGCUGAGAAGCAUCAGAAACCACUUCCAGAAAGCACUGGUGAUAUGUUAAUGUAGCAGGUUCAGAGUUUGAGGUCUACUGUUUAUCUCCUUGAGAAUUACUGCUGUUUCAAGACAGAACGUUAUAGCACUUUAUGAACAUUAUGUACAUUUGCACCUUAGGAGGGUUAGCUGCCUACGUGUGUUUGGAACCUAACCUUAGAAGAGAGAUGUUUUUAAUACUACUCACAUAUUAAAUGUUGAUUAUUUCCAACAGAUGCUUCUUUCCCUAAUUAGAACGGUUGUUUCUCCGUCUCAGUGGCUUCAAGCAAACUGACAAAUGUCUUUUAAUCUGUAGGCGACAUGCGUUGAUGUAAGUGCCCCUUUGGUAGUUUUACUGUAAAUGUUUCCGAAGCUCAUUCUCUGUACGUGUGGAAAAGAAGUUGGGAUUUUUUUUCUAACACCGUAAAAUUAACCGCAGAGGUUUUGUCGAAAUCCCCCUCUUUCAUUUUUCUUUCUAGACGACAGGGACGUGAAGAGGAUGACCAGGUGAGUGCGGAGGGAUGAGAAUGUGAAAGUGAAAUAUUGUAAGUCACUGAUAAUCUGGAACGGAAAUGAACAGUGACAGUGUGGUUUCGACAGAUGAAGUAAAGACGAGAUAUGAAUGUGUUGGAAUCUGUUUGUAACAUUUCUUGAAUUAACAUGGAGCUGUGGAGUGUUAUAGUGUUUAAAGUGCAGCUGGAGAGAUCGAAUGACACAGUUCUCUCUUUAAAACAAUUGAUGAAAUAAAGCUGAUGAUGACAUAUUUAAA
This is a messenger RNA of Hippoglossus stenolepis (Pacific halibut), 3574 nucleotides long. RefSeq names its product ATP-sensitive inward rectifier potassium channel 10. Gene Ontology annotation, molecular function: inward rectifier potassium channel activity. The record is from RefSeq and is a predicted model, not a curated record. The transcript has 7 exons. Gene Ontology annotation, cellular component: plasma membrane. Gene Ontology annotation, biological process: regulation of monoatomic ion transmembrane transport; potassium ion import across plasma membrane. The coding region runs from base 277 to 1536 and encodes 419 amino acids. Lineage: Eukaryota; Metazoa; Chordata; Actinopteri; Pleuronectiformes; Pleuronectidae.